CUAACCCUAAAGAAAGCCUAUCAUAUAGUCCAAAGAUAAAAGAGUUAUGGAAAGCCAUAAGCCUUAUAUUGCAAUGCUUUUCACUCAGUCAGUGUAUGCAGGCAUGGCCUUGUUCUCUAAGGCAGCAAUUGCUAAAGGGAUGAACCCUUAUGUGUUUGUUGUUUAUAGGCAAGCUUUUGCCUCACUUGCCUUGGCUCCAUUCGCAUUCUUCCUUGAAAGAAACAAGGCUGCUCCCUUAUCAUAUUACUUACUUUGCAGAAUCUUCUUGGUUUCACUUUGUGGGAUCACACUCAGUUUAAACCUCUACUACGUCGCUAUCAACUACACAUCUGCAACAUUUGCGGCGGCCACGACUAAUACAAUUCCUGCCAUUACUUUCAUAAUGGCCGCUUUCUUGAGAAUGGAAAGCAUUAACAUAAAACAGUUGCACGGAUUGGCCAAAGUGUUGGGUUCUGUAGUCGGUGUUUCUGGUGCACUAGUGUUUGCUUUUGUGAAGGGACCUCCUAUAAAUUUUAUGCACUGGCAUACAACAACUGAAAAGCCAAAUACAGACUCAUCAAUACAUAGCUGCUCCACAAGGGAAUGGAUAAAAGGCUCUCUUAUUAUGCUCUCAGCCAACACUUUUUGGUCUUUAUGGCUUAUUCUGCAGGGUCCAAUUAUUAAGCAAUAUCAGGCAAAACUAAGGCUUACUACUCUACAAUGCUUCUUUAGCUGCAUUCAAUCAUGCUUUGUGGCCAUUGCAGUGGAAAGGCAACCAUCAGCAUGGAAACUUGGAUGGGAUGUCCAUCUAGUUUCAGUGGCAUAUUGUGGUGUAAUUGUAACUGGAAUUACCUAUUGGCUACAAGUAUGGGUGAUAGAAAAGAGAGGCCCAGUUUUCACGGCAAUGUUCACUCCACUGGCGCUUAUUAUUACAGCCAUCAUGUCAGCAUUCUUGUGGAAAGAGAACUUUUAUUGGGGAAGUAUUGGUGGGGCUAUUUUGCUGGUGGGGGGGCUCUACAGUGUCUUAUGGGGGAAGAACAAAGAGGAUAGGAAAAGUGAAACAGACAAACAAAGACAAGAAACCAAAGAAGAACUCGUACUGGAGUGCAUUACACAUCACUGAGCAGUGAUGGAAAGAAGUCACUACCUUUGGGAGUGUCCUUGUAUUUUUUCAAGCUUUGAAUUUUUCUUUUCUUUCUUUAUGCUUUUCCAUUUUGUUUCUUCUGAGUUUGUACUACUUCUUUCCCCUUGUCCUUUUUGUUUCUUUUAAGUUUGUAUUAUAUUGUGGGUUACAGUUAGCUCAACUAGUAAAGUUUGAUGAUUGAAUAAGAGAUUUGAAGUUCAAUCUC
Molecule: messenger RNA, 1328 nt
Organism: Quercus robur (English oak)
Lineage: Eukaryota; Viridiplantae; Streptophyta; Magnoliopsida; Fagales; Fagaceae
Product: WAT1-related protein At1g43650
Exons: 7
Coding region: 47-1102 (351 amino acids)
Cellular component (GO): plasma membrane
Molecular function (GO): transmembrane transporter activity
Source: RefSeq, a predicted model, not a curated record